GUCCGAAUGCGCGGCGCGCGCCAGACAGUCUUCGUGCGUCGAACUAUUCGGUUGAAUUCCGCGCCGAGUCGACAUCCUAUUGACAUCGCAUUGCGAUUAACUUCCAGUGAUCAACUUUAAAAGUUCGUGAAUUUUGUUAAGUGAUACAGUGAGAUGUGCGCGACAGCAUCUAACCACCAUCGCAUGAUGACGAUCAUCUGGGUCUGCCUUGGGAUCAUCUGCGCUACGUCCGUUCAAGCACUCGAGCAAAAUAUGGUAGUGGAAAUCGAUCCGAAAACUCAGACGGUAGUGCGCCUAGGCGACAGUUUGAGGAUCUUAUGCAGAGUGGCUGUACCAAUUGAAGUUUGCCGCGUCCAGAUACCUGGAGGAAGCGCCAUGUACCUGAAACCAGGACAACCUCCUAUCGAUGGUGUCAUCCAAUACUCUGGAUCGGGCAUGGAGGCUGGCGAAUGUGGAGUUCUUAUUGAUAGAGUUAAAGCGAAUAACGACGGUAUCUUUAAAUGUUCCUUGAAACCUAAGGACGAUCAAAAAGAGAGUUCGGCGACCCUGAAAAUCGUCGUGGCAAAACCGCCACAACGUCCUGAACUUUUGGUCAGCCAGGCAUCCGAUCAUGGGAGAUACAGACAUAACGACAAAUUGUUAAUCAGCUGCAGCGCUCGAUCUGGUCGACCAGCAGCUAACGUAUCUCUUUAUCUUGAUGAUGAGUUAAUAAGUCACGGCGAAAGACCAACGAUCUACGAUUCAAACGUGGAUGACAAUUCCUUGGCAGUUCAAAAUAUAUCACGCACUAUACAUUGGACUGACAAUGGUAAAUUCUUACGUUGCCUUGCGAGUCACGUUGCACUGAAUGAACCGAUGGAGACGAAACUUCAGCUUGAAGUAGUCUAUCCACCACAACCACAACCGCAAGGGACCAUCGAACGCUUUGGUUACGUAGUCGGACAAGAGGGAUUUGUAAACGUCACUGUAAACGCGAACCCAAGACCGACGUUCAUAUGGCGUGUCAACGAUGAAAUAAUUAAAGAAGGAGAAACUGAUGAACACAACCGUCUCCAAAGCUCCACUGCUAUAGAAAUGGGAAAGGGGACGUGGGUUGUUAAGCUUAAAAUUAUUAGCAUUCAAAAAUCGGAUACUGAAAAGGAAUACAUUUUGGAAGCACGUAACGACGAGGGAGCCUAUGAAUAUCGUGUUAUGCUCUCAACGUCUGCGGAACCCGCAGAGAGUAUGUCUAACGGCAAUCCUUCACCGCAUGCUCACGCAGGAGUGUUCAGUCACUUCUAUGGUAAGCUCUCCGAACAAAUGCACGCACUAGGCGUAAACCUCGACGCGGGAUCCAUUAUUGGAAUCGUGGUAGGAGUCUUGGUGCUCAUUCUCAUUGUGUUCCUUCUCAUUUUCGCCCGUGCCACUGGACGCUGGUGCUUUGCAGCGAGACGUCGUGGCGACGAGGAAGCAGCGAGCGGUGCGGGCGCCGGAAGCGAAGCUCACAUCACUCCGGGCGACGAGGAAGACGAGCACGAAGAUCCUCACAUUAUCGACGAGAAGAUUCCGCAUGGUGGUCAGGAGAAUCCCAUACACGCCAGCACCGAAUACGUGAACGGACGCACGGACGUUAAAGACAUCAAGAAGGACGAGAAGACAGACACUCCGGUUUAACCAGUCCGCCAUUAUGAAUAUGUAGAAAAGAGUACGUUAUACUGAAGGGUGUUGGACAUUUUGUCUAAAGAGCGGUAUUACUGUAGGAUUAGUCGAAAGUCUGUUUGUCGAGCGACAUGUCCAACCUGUGGUUAUGAAAUCUCACUGCUUCACAAUGGUGGACACAGAGAGCACUUUAAGUUCACUUAAUGCGUAUAAUGAUGCUGAUUAAUAAGGAUAUAUUUAUAGCUAUGUGUAUGUAGGAUAUAUAGAUAUAUAUAAAUAUAUUUUUUAUCAUCCGUCCAACACCCUGGAUGUAAUGGUACUUUUUGAAAAUAACGUUAAUUGAAAAACACACGACCAUUGAAAUUAACAGCAACGGCAACCAGCUUGCAUUCGUUCAUAUGUGGUUAACAUGGAAGUCUGGUCGCAUCACAAUCGGAAUCAAAGGGAGUCUUUAUAACCUUUGAUAUAUUAUAUAAUGAUUGAUCGAUCAAUGGACAAGAAACGGUUGGCAUCUCGUGUUCGUUCACAGAACUUACCGCGCAUUGUAUUUCCUCGAACCGAUGACGCUUUUAUGUAAUUUCUUUUAUUUUUUUUUCUUUGAGUACUCCUUACGAUGAAUCUCAUGGCAAGUAAUGCGAUCUGAUUAAUUGAUAUUGUUGUUUUUGUCUUUUUAUGUAAUAAGCAUUUACGUGAGCGAUAUACGCGAUAUGAUUUGACACUUUGAUAUCUGAUGCCAUUUUUAAUUGAAUUCCCAAAGUCCUUUAUUGUGGCGAAGUUUGUACAUAAGGUAAUGAUCGACAUCAUAUAGCAUCUUUGGACGGGGAUUCUCCUGAGCUACGAUUGUGUCUUUUUUACGUGAAGUUUAGACAGGAGUGAAAUUAAAAGGGGAGUAAAAGUAGUGUACGCUCUUCAUCCUGUGUAUAGUUUACCAAGUGCGAUAAUCCAGGAGGAGUGACAAUUCGUUCACCUAGGAUUAGCUUCUUCGGUCGUCCCAACGUAAAGGCAGGAUUUUCAUAUGACGAGAUACCAACUCGAACUGAAUAUAAUUAACGCGAAUUAUUCAAAAUCUUUUCUCGCCCUGUGCGAGCGUGACAUGUCUAACGGGGGUAUGCAUUGUGAACACUUACGACUCCUAAUAAUUGUAGUAAUACAGUUCAAUCAUUGUAUUCGUGAAAACCGACGAACGAUCUGAUAGCGUAAACAAAUCAAAUGUCAUAUUUCACAUUUUUUUGUUUUUGUAAUAUUAUACUAAAUACGACGAUUUAAACAUUUACGAUUCAUCUACAUUACACAGAUACGGUCUCGUUUUCUGCUUUUAAAAACUUUUUGUCGCGCUGGUCCUUUCUUGAAAAUUGUGUGAAAAGUGUUUUUCUUUUUUCUCGUCAAUUCCCUUUACAUCGUUGUACGUACCAUGGAAUUGCCAUUGUAUUAUUUAAUAAUUGUAAUAUUUAAAUAAAGGUCUGAGACCCAGUUGACUUCUUUUACGAUGGAACUCAAGAAAGAUUAUCCAAGUGUAAAUUCGUUUUCAAGGUGUGCCGAAAAUGAGACUCUACUGUACUUAGAAUUAUAUUAUAUGACACGUUAAUCUACAUCAUUGUCAUAUUUGACGAUGCGACAUUCCAUGUGUUAGCUUUUUGCAAACAUUUUCUAAUGCACCUUGAAAAGGAACAUGUCUGUCGCUAUUUCUUCAUCUUUCGUAGCAUAAAAAAAGUCACUCGGUCAGUAUUAUUUACUACUUUGAUCUGACCUUAAAAAAGAAACGAGGUUGUAUCUUUCUUCUACAUUAAUUUAGAUAUAAUUGUGUCCUACUAAUUACUUUUGCGAUUCGAUUCACGGCAUUGUCCUUACGUUAGUCCGCGCUGCAUCCAUCUGCAUCGUAGUUUCCUUUUUAAGAAGAGCAAAAGUAUUUGCCACAUAAAAUUCUGUUAAAAUCUUUGCAAAUUAUUAUGCGAAAAUACAAGAAACAACUUUGCCAACGGUGAUUUGAAAUGGACAGGAACGAAGUGUGUAAUCUCAAAAAAAAAUGGAUGGAUGCAGUGUUAACAAUUAGAUUUAGAAAAAUAUUCUCGUACUAUAUAUUAAUCCUAUAUACACUGACGAAUUUCAUUUAUUGUAAAACUAGAAUUUUUCUUAUGAUAAUAUUAAUUCUUCUACUGCAGAUAUAUGGUAUAUAUAUAUGUAUCGCAAAUCUGUACCUUUUGUAAUAUUGCGCCAACGUGUUUAUUAGUGCUUUAUUUUUUAUUGUUCAUAAUACACAGAUAUAUUGUCUCAUCGAACGAUCAUUUUUCCUUAUAACUGCCUCGUUCUUUAUUAAGUCUCAUUGCCAGACAAAAUGCAUAGAAAUCGACCAAAAUUCUUAUAACUGAUACAAAAUUUUAUUAGACCAUUCGCGAACUUCGUGUUUCUUAUCAUUGCCUUCUGACAAUAAAGAUUAUUUGUACUUUUGUACAGUCGCCUUUUACUUAGCUGACGAUUAAAUGAGAGCGAAAAUGAUAAAAGUAACAUUGAAUAAAGGCGAAUUUUCAUGAAAAUAUCUCGCGUUUUCUCGUGCGCAAUAUUCAUGAGACACUUUCGGUUUCUUACGAGUAAACUUUCCGAAUUCUGCACAUACACACUUCUUCGAUCUUCAUAAACACGAUCACAUUUUCAAUUACGAAUUAGGAUCCGUCGGACAACGAAUUUUUCCAAAAUCUACAUAUUGUGAAAUUUUUACUCCGUGUAAAAAAUAAGUAAAGAACAAUACAUUAACGCAGUCACGUUUUGGCUUAAAAGUGGAAAGAAAAAUUCGGCGUUCGGCGAGCCUGAAAUUACUGCGUGUUGUAUAUAUAAAUAUAUAUAUUAUAAAUAUUACGGUAUGAAAUUGAAAUAGUAAUGAUAUAUGCUGUGUCGUGGCAUUUGGUUUGCAACUCGUUAAUAUUUCACAUAUUUAACGAACCAAUUGCAUCCCAAUUGCCAGUGACCUACCGUUAUUCGUAUGUGAAUGAAAAUAAUAUAAGAAAAAGUAAAAUUUACUUAAUGGUUAAUUAUCUCGCAAAACAUAACAUAUUAAAUCAUUAACAAAAAGCAUAGAUAUGUGGGCGUAUAUUGCCAAUAGGUACUCAUAACGUGUUCGCGAUCAAUUCUCUCAAUUCAUCUUCAAUUUCGUUAUACAGUAAAAAGAGGAAAAGAAGUUAAUGACAAUUAAAAAAAAUAUAUAUAUUCCGACAUAAAAUAAAAGAUGAGACUCAAGCAGUAACGCACGGUUACUCGGAAAAUGCCUAAUGGAAAAACUACUUUGGAGAGCUUUUUCUCUUGUGUCGCAUAAAUCUUUUAUAUGCGUAAUAUACAUAUGUUAUUCUGUUUUUAAAUGCUUUACAAUAAUCUGACUAAAAACAAUAAAUUUAAAUAGCGAAGAGAUGUUUAACCAUUCCCAAAACUAUACGUGUGUAGUACGACCAUACAUAAACGUGAUGAAUCUCGCAAGACUAAAUCAGUUUGAACAAGUCCAAAUAAUACAUAGUAAACAAUAUUCAAAAUCACUGCCAAACGAAAUACAAAAUUUGGGCUUUAGGAUAUCCAUGAUAAUGACUCUCGCUCUCUCUCCAUUUUCCUAUUACAUUCAUUAAAAGUGACAAGUUCAAUUUUAAACACGAAAUUCAUUGAUGCGUUAUAAUAAAAUAUUUCUAGAGGAAUGUACAACACCUCGAUUUUUAUACUGAUGAAAAAUAUAAUCAUUUAAUCAACCUUUUGCGAAAUAUAAAUUCAUUGUAUAUCGAUCCUGUAGGAAUGAUGGAGAGGAGUGAAUGCGUGAACACUAGGCCAAUCUACGAUGUUUGACCCAUUCAACUUGAUUAAUUAAAAAAGACUAAACGUAAUUACAACAUACGUAUAAUACUGAAAUAGAGUAUUAUAACACAUUUAUGUUAUGUACAAAGGUUCGUUGUGGUAUUUUAUGAUAUAACUACCCUUCUUUCAUAAUUGGUUUUAAUUAUUAUUGAUCGUAACGCUAUAUACUUAAAUUCACAAUGAUCAUGCUGCGACACUGUCCUUUCCAAACGAGAUGUGUGUUCUUCGGCGAUUUCUACGAUCAUAUAUAAUUUGUAUAAGGAUUUUCGUAAUCGAGAUAAGCGACGAAGAAAUUUGCAUUGAGUAUCCAGUUAAAUAUUGAAGGAAAUUUUUUAAGCUCGUAUUCACACUGGAGGAUGACACUCCAUUAAAAGGAGCAUGAUCGUUGGCCAUACAAUGGAGUAUAUAUAUAUAUAGAUAUAUUUAUGUUAAACGUAAGUCUAGGUAAUAUAAUAAUAAUUGCUAUUACCUGAAAUUGGUGUUCUCUGAAACAUUUUUCAAAAUCAUUACUUCUUGCAUUAUACUAGCUCUAUCGUUCGUUUUUUGACAACGCUUUAACCCGCAAAUUUAAUUUCCAUUUUGAGAUUCAAAUUAUACCCGUGCAAUGGCGCAGCUAUAUUUCAUUGUUUUAUAUAAGAUUAAUAAUUAAACAACGAUGCAAUUUACGUUAGAAUAUUACGAUGCAGGUUACUCCGAAACUAUAAUGUGUUAUUGUAUGACAGGCAUGCAACAUGUAUUCUUGAUUAUUUAAUUAAGUUCUAUAUCAUCAUACUUCUUUUCAAUCUUUAUUUCCCUGACUACACGAAUAUAAAUUAAAAAAUACUUGAGAGGUCGCUACUUUAAAAUAAAUGAUUAAAUUAAAAUAUUAUGGGAUCGGUAAAUAAAUUAAGAAAUGCAUUGCGACCACGUAAGGUGAAAUGAAAAUUGAAAAAAAAAAGAAUUAAGAAAAUUUUGUAUCUGUACUUGUAGAUACAAUGUAAUAGACAGGAGUAAAUAUAAGAAUUUAAAUGAAAUUAAUAUAUAGAGAGCUGUAUGUAAUAAGUUCAUUCGUCGCUAUGAUAUUAUACUAGGUAUUAUAUGAUUUUUGAAAUAAAACAUUUGUUUUAAAUAA
Messenger RNA from Cephus cinctus (wheat stem sawfly), 6574 nucleotides. RefSeq names its product fasciclin-3 (gene Fas3). The record is from RefSeq and is a predicted model, not a curated record. The transcript has 9 exons. Gene Ontology annotation, cellular component: cell-cell junction. Lineage: Eukaryota; Metazoa; Arthropoda; Insecta; Hymenoptera; Cephidae. Gene Ontology annotation, molecular function: cell adhesion molecule binding. The coding region runs from base 154 to 1653 and encodes 499 amino acids. Gene Ontology annotation, biological process: cell-cell adhesion.